Messenger RNA from Macadamia integrifolia, 1571 nucleotides. RefSeq lists its product as uncharacterized. The coding region runs from base 105 to 1229 and encodes 374 amino acids. The record is from RefSeq and is a predicted model, not a curated record. Lineage: Eukaryota; Viridiplantae; Streptophyta; Magnoliopsida; Proteales; Proteaceae. The transcript has a single exon.
UACGCUUCCCCAUCAUUUUCAGCAGCUGAGCCAUUAACACGCAACCAACUAACUUCACAGCUCCCCUGUCUCGAUAUAAUAUACCCUCCCCUCCCCUUGUUAGAAUGACAGGAAUCUACGCUACUAGCAACAAAGUAGUGUCUUCUUCUCUGUCCAACCAACGAUCAAAGACAGGACCAAACAAAGGACAAUCAAAAGCGAAAGGGUGGGAAGUAGGGGAUAGUAAAGAAGAAUUGAAGAUGAAAGAAGAUCAGCAGCAGCACCAAUACAGAAGGAAAUUCACUGGGCCAACGGUAUAUCUACUUCUCCUCGCUCUAUCCUACUCUUUGGGAUACAUGUCUGGUUCCUCUUCCUCCUCUUCCACCACCGCCACAAACACCAACAUCGCCACCGAGCAAGAGUCCCUCCACCUUCUUCAACCCAGAACCGAAAGUAAUCAAACUUUCCAAAAUACAGCAGAACCAAGCGGAAGAGGAAACAGUUGCACCGCCAUAUCCCAAUCCGAAACCGACCACUACCAAUUCUCCACUCAGUGCGGCGCUCCAAUCCCCUCGGAGCACGUCCGGCAGAAAAUUUUAGAUGGACUCUUCAACGGUAGCUCCCCCUUCGUGGGCUUCCCCCCACCGCACGCCGUUCCCUACCUCCGGCAGAAACGGAUAAAAGGCUGGGGCUCCAACGGUGCCGUCUUCGAGAACCUCAUCCGUAAAGUUAGACCCACGACCAUAAUCGAAGUGGGUACCUUCCUCGGGGCUUCAACCAUCCACAUGGCCCAGGUCGCCAAGGGACUCGGCCUCCACCAUACCCAAAUCAUCUGCGUCGACGAUUUUCGAGGUUGGGCUGGAUUCCGGGAUCUUAUCACGGGCGUACCGAUGAUCAAUGGGGACGUGACGCUGCUCUACCAGUUUAUGCAGAACGUGGCUCACUUUAAUGUCACCGAUAUGGUUCUUCCCCUUCCCUUCUCCAGUGCAUCAACUCUGGAAAAGCUGUGCGAGUAUGGAGUGUUUGGGGACCUCAUCGAGGUCGACGCCGGUCACGAUUUCCACUCGGCCUGGUCAGAUAUUAACCGGGCUUAUAAGAUCUUGAGACCCGGCGGGGUCAUCUUUGGCCACGAUUACUUUACCGCCGCUGACAAGAGAGGCGUCCGGCGAGCCGUGAACUUGUUUGCUCGACUGAAGAGCCUUCGAAUCCUGCUCGACGGUCAGCACUGGGUCAUCCACUCUGACGCUUAGUCUUGCCCUGUUCAUUACGCAGUCCUUUCGUUUACUUUGUCACUUAUAUUUGGUCGGUCCCUUGAAAAACAGAUCGACUUCCAAAAGUGUAUAGUCAUACUGUACGUUAAGAUACCAUAAUUCCCCAAGAAAAAGGAAAAAGAAAUAAUAAUAAUGGUUUCCCAAUAAGCAUAUGGGGCGUCUUAAUGUGGAAGGAGACUAGGAGAGUGAUGCCCACAGCAUGAAAUGUUAGAGGCUAUGGGAUCUCAAGUGUCAUGGAAAUUUUCCCAAAAACCACAAUUGUUAUUAUUUGGCUUUUGUUAAAUGUAAUAAAGAUUAUCGGACCAUUUCGAAUCGGUCAAA